Messenger RNA from Lodderomyces orthopsilosis Co 90-125, 387 nucleotides. RefSeq lists its product as uncharacterized. Lineage: Eukaryota; Fungi; Ascomycota; Pichiomycetes; Serinales; Debaryomycetaceae. Bases 1 to 387 code for a protein of 128 amino acids. The record is from RefSeq and is a predicted model, not a curated record. The transcript has a single exon.
AUGCAACAAUUUUCCGGACCGAUUGCAUACUUUUCAUUCUUUUCCAUUCUGUUAACAAAAAGCAACAUGUCACAACAACAGAAAGGUGGAUUAUUAGAUCAGAUCCUCUUAGAAGAUAUAGCCAGAUGCUGUCCCCAUCAAUUUCUAGCAUUCCAUCAGUGCAUGUCCUUACCACAACCGGAUCCUGAACACUGUCUAAAACAACAAGUUGAAUUGACUCAGUGUAUUAGGACGUCAGUACCUUCAUUUCAAAAGAUCCAGGGCGAAUGCUCCGGGAAGUUGCAAGCUUAUGAAGCAUGUUUGAAGAUGAACAAGAGCCAGACGCUGAAAUGUACCCAUGAACUAGAAGAGUUAAGAAAUUGUGCAUUUGGAUCUAUAAACAAAUAG